AUGCCAUCCACAAAAGACGUUCGUAAGGCGUUGACCAAAGUCACAAUCAACCUUGAUUCUCUUCAAUCCAGUCUCGAAGAGAGAGACCGCCUCGUUCAAACGCUCAAACUAACGCCCUCUCCCGAUGAUAACUACGACUUGAUCAACAUCAUCCAAAAGGUGUUAAAGGCGCUUAAUUAUAUCCAAGACGACUUGGUCUAUCUUAUUAACCAGGGCGAAGUGGUGGAUGAGCUCAUCGAGUCGUUCAAGGAGGUAUCGUCGAGAUACGACCAGUACAUUAACGAGCUAACCCACGAUGCAUACAUCACAGUCGAGGAGUAUGAGUUCAUAAGGAAAGAUUUGCCAAAAGAAGAAUCAAAGAAACCAAAAACCGUCAGAUUUAGAGACGACGUGACUGAGGAUAACGAGGAGCUUAGAACGGAGUUGAUGGGCACCAGAGCGUUCAAACCGUACAGUGACGACGAGCCACAGACCGACGCGGAAUCAUUCGACCAUGAGACCAACCAACAACUCUUUGCAAAGCACCAGCAGACCCUCCUUGACCAGGACCAGGACCUAGACAUACUACACGAAUCGAUCAAGAGGCAGCAUUCUAUGGGACGCACCAUCAAUACAGAGCUAGAUGACCAUUUGAUUCUUUUGAAUGACUUAGAGCUGGGUGUUGACGUAUCACAGCAGCGGUUGAACUCUGCCACUCAUAAGCUUCUGGUGUUCAGAACCAGGGUCGCUGAAAACGGCAGCUUGGUGACCAUAGUGGUGUUGACGAUCAUUGUGAUAGUGUUGUUGGUGACCUUGAACUAA
Messenger RNA from Suhomyces tanzawaensis NRRL Y-17324, 801 nucleotides. RefSeq names its product syntaxin (gene SYN8). Bases 1 to 801 code for a protein of 266 amino acids. The transcript has a single exon. Lineage: Eukaryota; Fungi; Ascomycota; Pichiomycetes; Serinales; Debaryomycetaceae. The record is from RefSeq and is a predicted model, not a curated record.